CAUUAUUACUGCUUUCCAAGCAAGCGUGUAUCAGAACUAAGAACUUAAAUAAACUACAAGUCCCAUAAUGCAUAUCCGAAUAGCUUUUCUGCUUCCCCAAAUUCUCAUCUCGCGAGUUUUCACUUAAAUUUUAAACGCGGGAGCCAUCCGCUAAAAGACUGAACGUUAUGCCAUGGAUUCUGUAGAUGAGAACGUGUCUGCUCGAAUUCUCCUGCAAAAUGUAAUUCAAACGGAGUCCUCCAGGUCCCCAAUUACCCACAGUGCCUCCCAGGCUCAGUUCCAGUCCCCUGGGUCCAGAGUCAGACAUAGUAUCAGACUAAGGAGGAGUGAUGUUGGGGCCCUUACCCCACAGGAGGCCCUCAAACAGAGCAUCAAAAAGAAGCUUUGUGAGAGCACUUCCAGAUCUUCCCUGCCAGAGCCACCCAGUAAGAGGCGGACUGUAUCAGAGGGAGUCAGGAAGAUUAACACGCUUGCACCAGCCACAGCCUCGCUUCUCUAUGACGUUGACAUCACACCUAGAUACCUACUCAGGGGGAUGCUGCAGACAGAGCUGGAAACAUCCCUUCUGGUUCAGGACCGGCCAGUCAGGAAGGAACCAGAGCUGCCCUCCACAAACUCCAGUCUUCACAGCAACCGCCCAAGUACAGGGCUGUCUGAGUUGGAUCUCCCUGACAUGACCACCACAGUAAACCUGUCAAAUACGGUGAAGGGACUAAGCAGGAAGCGACCACGUCGGAGUCUCAACAUAACAGCAUUCAACAGGCAGCUUGAACAUGAAGAUGGAGAGGGUAAAGGUGGCAGUGCAACAGAAAAAGACCUCUCAUCCCUGUCUUCUGCCUCUCCAAGCUCUAUCACCUUCUCUCUGAAAACACCCUUUGUGGACGUUCGGACUGAGAAAAGGGGAUUUCAAAGGAAGGUAGCAAAUCGUAAAAAAAUUUGCCUUGAGGAGUUUGACGAGGCCCUACGGAAUCGACAGGCGGCGAUGGGUGGAGACCCUGAGCUGAGUGUUAGRGAGGUUCAGCAGGGUCUCAGUGAGACCGUUCGUUCUGAGGGGUUCACCUUGGGACUGAGUGACCUCACCGCUCCUGACAUCACCCAUGACAUCAUCACCAGCAACACAGCGCUCUACGCCCCGCCUGAUGACACAGCAACAACCUUCAUUAUCGCCACCCAGGACAAAGACACCAUCACAGGAACACAGAUCCAGCGAGAAAUGGGAGGAAUGAAGGAUGAGGAGGAGAAAGAUAUGGAGGAGGUAGGGGAACAAAAGGAUGACAAGAUGGAAAUAGACAACAAAGAUGGAGAGGAUUUGGCUGUUGCUGCUGGGCAGAGAGGGGCCUCGGUGAGACAGGAGGAGUCCAAAUCACAGACCGAAGAGGUAGCUGACUCCCAGACAAAAGAAGUAGAAGAGGUAGCUGACUCCCGGACAGGAGAAGAUGAGGAGCUGGCUAAAUCUCCGACAGAAGAAGAGGUAGCCGAGUCUCCGACAGAAGGAGAGGUAGCCGAGUCUCCGACAGAAGGAGAGGUAGCCGAGUCUCCGACAGAAGGAGAGGAGGAGGAGAUGACUGAAUCUCAGACAGAAGAUCUAGCAGAUGAAGGGGGACAGUUAGUGGAAGAAGGGCAGGAAAAAGGCUUGACAUCACAGAGUUUAGCACACAAUGUGAUGCACAUCAGUCGGAGAGCUUAUUGCUCAGAGGGUGGUGUCGAGGUUGCAGGAGUGAUUGAAGGAGGGAGGGGCUACAAGAGCAUGGGAGCAGAGCUCCAUCCUACAGAGACUUGUGAGUCAGGGUGGGCUGGCAGAAGGUCAGAGGGGGACACUGCUGGUGAGUGGCACAGCGGGCCGGAGGUGGGAGCUAGUGAGAGCGCCCACACCCGCACAGUAACCCUUGGCAGCGCCCCUCCCUCCCCGUUGCCCCAGGAAGAUGAACAGGAGCUGGAAGGUUUGAGUAGAACAGGCACCAGCCUUGGAAAUGAGGAGAUGGAGAACUCCAUGCCUCCUUUAGAGAUGACCUUUGAACCUGAGAACAACGCCCCUCACAGCAGCAACUCAUCCCUGCACCCCAUCACUGCCCAGAGCCCAGCUGACCAUGAGGAGGACUGGGAUGAUGUGGAAGAGGGGGAUGGUAUCCAGAGUGAAGAGCUGUCCAUGAAGACUCCUGCGUUUGUCAGAGAGAAGAGGAAUGCUCUGCCUAUUGACCCCCUGGCCACACCCACUGUUCUCAAAGACCUUCAACCAAGUGUUUUGUCUGGUGCUGCAGCUGCGGUGAAGCCCARAGCGGUGAGGGGAAAGCGGGCUGGAUCAGCCAAGAAGGAUACUGGUCUCUCUAAGAGCUACAUCAUGAGCGUGUUCAAACACUUCGCCAAGACCAAGGUGUCUACAGAUGUCUACCCUGUCCUAAAGGAGAUAAUGGAGCUCUACUUUGACCGACUAGCUGAUGACUUGGAGAUGUUUGCUGCUCACGCCAAGAGGAAGACCAUUGAGGUGGAGGACGUAGAGCUGCUGAUGCGGAGACAGGGGUUUGUGACUGACAGCAUGCCAGUGAAUGUGUUGAUUGAGAAAUAUCUCCCAAUGGAAUCCCGGAAGCUCCUCAUUCCUGUGGCAACAAAUGGUAACUACGUCAUUCCCAAACCGAGGAGAAAAUGAUCAGCCUAUACUGAGAAUGAUCAGCCCAAAUCAUAAUGUGGGCUGAUGUUGUAUAUUUGAUUGAAUAUCUAUUAACAGCUGUUYAUUUAUUACUUGUAGACACUAAUUCAAACACAGCCAGGACAAGACCAUGUAACCUGGUGUAAAUGUGUUGUUUUUGUUUGAAUAUGGCUUCGUCUUUUGUUUUGUUUGUUUAUAUUUGUMGAAAAUAUUA
This is a messenger RNA of Salvelinus sp. IW2-2015, 2858 nucleotides long. Its product is annotated as centromere protein T. Gene Ontology annotation, cellular component: kinetochore. Gene Ontology annotation, biological process: chromosome segregation; mitotic cell cycle; kinetochore assembly. Gene Ontology annotation, molecular function: DNA binding; protein heterodimerization activity. The record is from RefSeq and is a predicted model, not a curated record. Lineage: Eukaryota; Metazoa; Chordata; Actinopteri; Salmoniformes; Salmonidae.